Molecule: messenger RNA, 1953 nt
Organism: Maniola jurtina (meadow brown)
Lineage: Eukaryota; Metazoa; Arthropoda; Insecta; Lepidoptera; Nymphalidae
Product: coiled-coil domain-containing protein 13
Exons: 4
Coding region: 60-1913 (617 amino acids)
Biological process (GO): cytoplasmic microtubule organization; non-motile cilium assembly
Cellular component (GO): centriolar satellite
Source: RefSeq, a predicted model, not a curated record
CACCGAGGAACUUUGAUGGCUUUGCAAUUUUAUUGUAAUGGAAAUAGAAUUCACUAAAAAUGGCAACCAAACCUCUAAAGGCAACUUCUAAUUUAAAAAUGAAAUCUAAAGGCAAUAAUAUAAAAGAGGAGAAAGAGAAAGUAAUGGAAUUGGCUGCGAAAAUUGAUGAAACUGACGAAAUGAAAUUGAAAAUGUUAGCCGGGUUAAAUAAACCGGAUCCGGAUGAUGCUAUUUAUCCAGCAGAGCUGAAUGCUCAUUUAAUUGAACAACUAAAGAUAAUGACGAGUGAAAAUAACGAAUUGCGUAAAUGCGUAUUUACGAAAGAUGAAGUAAUUAAGGAACUGAAUAAGACGAUCACAGUUCUUAACCAACGAAUUCGUGAUAUCAUUUCUGGCUCUGGACCCGCGAUAUCAUCAAAAUCUGCGGGUGUUAUAAGCGCCAAAAUCGCGGGACUGUGCAAACAAAACCGACACUUAAUUGCCGAAAUAGAGAGUUACAAGACUAAAAACGCAUCACUUGAGAGAAAAAUAAUGCAACUGGAUCUUUUAAAUAAGGAAAAUGAAAAACUGGAAGCAUGCCUUUGCAAAGAAGAACCAGUUGAUAUAAACUCUGAUGAACUGAAGGAUUUGAACAACAAACUUUCUGUUGUCAAUAAAAAGUUAUAUGAGAGUAAAAACAAAAAUCUUGAAUUGAAGAAUGAUAUCCUAAUAGCAACAAAAAUUUUACAACAAGAGCUUGGUGACAAAUUCACAAAUAUCAAAGAUUUACAAAAUGAUAUUGCAGGUUGGAAAGGUAGAGCACAGCAAAUUGUUCUUUUGCAAGCAAAAGUUAGUGAGCUUGAAGAAAAACUUAACGGAAAGCAAAAAGACCCAGCGCAAAUGAAGUGGAAGGAUCAAAAUCAACUUAUACGUGAAUUAGAAAUGAAAAGAAAAAAAGAAGCAGAUCAAGCCUUGAAAGAUUUGGAGCUACUAAAAGAAGAGAAUCAGGAAUUGAAAAAGAAAUUAGACGGCGCUCGUUGUAGAAUAAGAAAUCUCGAAUGCGAUGCCACACUCAUAAGGCAGAAAAUGCAAACAUUUGUUGAGAAGAGUAAUCAUGACGAUCUUCUUAUAAAUGAACAAAGGAAUCAAAUAAAAAAUUUGGAAAUUUAUUAUCAAGAAAUCCUCAGAGAAAAUACAGCCAAAAUGAAUAAAAUGAAUAGUGAAGUUUGUGAAUAUAAAAAACUUAUCAAAAACACCGAUGCCAAAAUUGACGCUUUAAGACAGCAAGCUUCGGAAAAGAUGACAAAGAUAGAAGAGUUGAGAGCCCAGCUUUUGAGAUAUGAGGAAUGCUCAUUGCAAAGUGUGUUUUUUACUCCAAUGAAGACAGCAACUGAUAACGAAAUCAAGAAAUUAUCAGAAUUAGUAAUUACGUUGAAUGAGAGAUUAGAUGCUGAACGUCAUAAAUGGGAAGAGUUAGAUUCAUCGCAUAGAAAAGUUAAAGAAAGAAAGAAGCGACUAGAAAAGCGCUUAGCAGCACUGGAAGAUGAAUUGAAAGUUUUGAAAGAAACUUGUAAAAGAGGGUCAAAAGCAUCAAAAACUGGACUAGUCAGGGAUCAGAAUUUCUACAAUGAUCUACUUGGAGCAAAUUCUGUAACGAAAAAACCUUCGUUUACGUCUGCAAUUGAAAAACCAAGUACUACAUCGUCGGAAACUGCUACUGGUGAAGGGUGCGAAAAUUUAGAGAAAGAUGAACUUAAAUACAAGCUAGAACUAGCGGAAGAAAAGCUUAAAAUAAUGGAAGACAAAUUAAAAAUGAUUGAAGAAGAAAAACAAGACGAUUAUAACAAUUUGACAGAAAUGAUACAGACUUCGAAAAAACUUUUCAAUGAAGCUUUAGCGGUUUUAAGACGUGACAAAUGCCAGUGUUUUUCGUAACUUUAAAUUGAAUUAGGUCUGUAUCUCAUUAAAUUAUUUG